Mercenaria mercenaria is the source of this 3436-nucleotide messenger RNA. RefSeq lists its product as uncharacterized. The record is from RefSeq and is a predicted model, not a curated record. Lineage: Eukaryota; Metazoa; Mollusca; Bivalvia; Venerida; Veneridae. Bases 1 to 831 code for a protein of 276 amino acids. The transcript has 4 exons.
AUGGACGUAGAUGUGUACGUCGAUCGUCCUGACCAAAACGAGUACGUUGAGGAAGGGCGCGCAAAAGCUGUUAAAGCAUACAAGAUCCUUGCGGGUUUGUUUGGACUGCUUGGAGUAGGUCUUUUAGCAUGUGGUAUAGCAGCAGUGUUGAACCCAGGCUCACAAGACUUUGGACUACCCUAUUUUAUUGGAGGAUUUAUCGUCGGAAUAAUGACACUAACUGCAGCAGCAAUUUGCACGUACGUAAUCCUGAAGGCACCUGAUGCAGACAAUGAAUUGAAAAAACGGGAGGUAGGAUGCGCGAUUCAAGGACAGUACAUUCUGGCAAUGUUUACGAUCAUGGGAUGUUUUAUUGGUUGUGUAGGCGCCGGAUUAGGAGGCUUAAGUUCGUCUUCAAGUUACUACGACAACGACGAAGAAGAAGACAGUCCGAAGAAAACGCUUGCAAUCAUUAUUCUCGUCGGCUGUAUCGGAGCCAUCCUCUUGACAAUAUUCUCUAUGUGUGUUGUGUGUACAUACAGUUCAUACUUUGGAGUAGUAAUACAACGCGGGCGUCGUGGUCGGAUGGUAUUUAUAAAUACCGGCGGAUCAUCUACAAUGUCAAGUACAGUUCACGCAGCAGCAUUGCAGACGACACCUCAAACAAGUUAUCAAGUUGACGAGCUAGAGAAACAAAAUCGUCUGCUGCAGCAACAACUUGAUUUACAAAAGCAGAUACAGCAGCAACAACAGCAGAAUCAAUAUUCAGGUGGUUUCUAUCCCCCUCCACCACCGCCUUCAUACGGAGCGGAUGGGUCAGCACCGGAGUACCCUCCACCUGCCUAUAAUUGAAUUCAAUGAAACGGAAAAAACAGUAAAUAGCUGACGAGGAGUUAAGCUUUGUCAGUUCUGUAAACUAUCUGUACAAAUUCUAAAAUGAUAAUGUUGUUGAUGAUGAUGAUGAUAAUUAUCAUUUUGUAUCGGCAACUGGCUCAAAGAGAGGUCACUGUCACUGUCUUUCAGAUUAUUUCUAGGUCCUGUUUUGUUAGUUUAAACAUAUUUUAUUGCUUAUAAUACAUGUAUUUAUAUCAUUACAUCAACAUAUGGAUAUUAACAAUCGAUUGAAUUAUAGCAAUAGGGUCGGAUCACAAGUUCUGCCAACAUUAGUAAACGGCCCUUCCCUCGAAAAUUAACUAUUGCAUAAAAUUAAUUACUUUUACGAGAUAAACAAUUAUAACAUGUAUUACAAAAGUUUGAAUGAAGAAAAGACCAAAGUAUGACUAAAACUAAAAUAGAAAAAAAAUAGCUAGUUUAAUGUUAUAUAUGAUGUUGAUAUUGCUAUUUUUCAUCAUGGAUCUGUUUCCCAGAAGCUAGGCAAGGGCAGGAGUAACUGUAUUCGUUUGCGAUAAGUUGAGGUUUGAUUAAUAAUCAAUAUCAAAUGUUAGGUACUGGUAGAAAUUACAAGUCAAAGCUAUCCUCACUGAAAACGAUUAGAAUUUAUGAUAAAUUUAUGCACCGCCAAAGUAAUUAUUGUAUUGGUUUCGUCUGAGUACAUGUCAGAUCCAAAUAAUAGCAGUGUGUCAUUUAAAGGAUGAAAAGUUCUGGUUUCGUGAAAUAGGUCGAUUCUUUGUCCUCUAAAUUUCAUACACUGAAAGAAAUAAUGUUCAGCAUUCUCGAUGGGAUACCCACAGUCACAACUGGGAUUAUCUCUUAAAUGAUUCCUGUAUAAAUCGUUAUUCAGAUUACUGCAUCGGUUUCUUAACCUUGCAUGUAAUAUUGAGGGCAGUCUUUUACCAGUCAAAAAGUGUUUGGGGAUUGUUGGUGCUUUGAACAAAUCUUUUAGCCUUGAUUUAAAUAUAUUAAGGGAUUCAGAAUUUCUAAUAUUUAUAUCAAGUGAAUUCCAUAGAUCGGUAGAUGACGGUAUAAAUGAGUUACUAUAAAUCUGAGUUCUUCGAGCUAUUGUUACAUAGUUAUCAUUGUUUCUCAAAGGGUAAUUAGAUAUCUCUGCUACAACAGGAGGAAAAAUAUUUGACAAGAAUUCAGGGAGUAGACUAUUUUUAGCUUUAUAAACUGUAAUAAGCUUUUGAAUAUUUCGUCUGUCCUCUAAGGAGACCCAUCCUAUUUCUUGAACUAAAUUUUGUAUUGAGACAGACCUGGUUAAUCCCGUAACUAUACGCGCCGCUUCAUAUUGUAAUUUUUCUAAAGCCCUCUACAGACGGUAGGUUUUUGUUGUACAACACCAAUUAAAUUCAAGAUGUACAGCCAAAUAUUAUCGUGUGUAUGAUGCUAUUCCUUGAUUUCGUACAUCUUACAGAUUAGGACAUGUUCUAUUUCGUAAGUUUUGCCUUACGUACCACCCACGUUGACAAGCAACAAAUUGGUAAAUAAUUAGUUGAUGAGAGGCAAGUGAAUGAAAUUCCAGAAACAACUGCCCAAAAAAUAAACACAAAUCUGAAUAUAAAAUGGCUUCUAAUGCAUAAUGGAAAAAGGAUGACACUGAAAAGUUAAAUGAUUUGAGCCGCGCCAUGGGAAAACCAACAUAGUGCGUUUCCGACCAGCAUCCGCGCAGUCUGGUCCAUGCUGUUCGCUUACGGUUUCGCUAAUUGCAAUAGACUUUGAAAGCAAACAUCAUUGAUCCUGACUAGACUGCGCGGAUGCACAGGCUGGUCUGCAUCCAUGCUAGUCGCAAAGCCACUAUGUUGGUUUUCCCAUGGCGUGGCUCAUUUGUGUCAUGCGUAAUCAAAUUCAUGGGACAUAAAAAGGUGAAUAUUAUUUUUUUGUUUUAUUAUAUUAUUAAUGGUUACAUUCUUUUCAGUACCUGAUGCACUGUUUACUAUGUAAAUCUCUGUGAUUUAUAUGGGAAUGGAAUACUGUCUGUAUGUGAAAAAUGUACAAUUUCAAAAUUGUACAUCUUUGAGAUAAUUAGUGUUGUACAACAAAAACCUACCGUCUGUAGAGGGCUUAAUAAGGACUGUUUUUGUAGUACAGUGCAUCCAUCCCAAACGAUAGAUGCAUACUCUAAUAUAGGUCUCAUAUAUGAAAUAUAAAUUUGAUUUAGAGUAGAUCUUUUUAACUUGAAUUUUAGUGCUCUCAUAGAACUCAGAACUUUCGAUGCAGACUUUUCUAUGUGGCUAAUAUGCUCGUGCCAUUUAAGAUCGGACGAUAAAGUUAAACCUAAAUGUUUAUGAACAUCAACAUAAUCUAGUAAAAUACCAUUAAAAUAAAGAGAUGGCUUUACUUGUAGAUUAGAAAAACUUCCUGUUUUGUUAAGCUUACUCCUACAUAAAAAAGCGGGAUUUAUAUAAACUGUUUGCAUUUUCACACAUAAUAAACAGAGGGAACGCAAUGUUCAAAAUACAGAUAUGUUAACUUUGAUAUGAUAUUCCUUUAUUAAUUUUAACCUAGAUAUAAAUCUUUCGCAAUAGUGUGGUCAACAGACAGCCACCGUUAAUGUUAC